AUGCACGGCCUGAGACCCGGUACCAAUGCAGCUGCCCAAACCCACCGACCCUACACGCCCUCCAAACUCUCAACUGAAGUCUACCCGCAAAAUCUCGCCGCAGACAAGCCUGAGGACACGAACACAAAAGCUCGAAUUGCUUUGGAUGCCGCUCGAAUCUCCGGCGAAUGGGACUUCUCUGCUCUGGACGACUCGACGCUUGGAUUUGAGAAGACGCCAGGACCAACGACGAUGUUCAUGAAAUCAGUGGCAAUGUUGCGGGACAAUCAGAACCGUCGUCGAGCGGUGAGCAAUAGGAAUGCAUUACUACACAUCCAACUAUGUAAGAGCUCGGGAACAGCUGAAGCGGCGAAGUUCUUGCUGCAGUCGUUUGAGUGGGAGUAG
Molecule: messenger RNA, 384 nt
Organism: Lecanosticta acicola
Lineage: Eukaryota; Fungi; Ascomycota; Dothideomycetes; Mycosphaerellales; Mycosphaerellaceae
Source: the annotation of a GenBank genome assembly